AUGUCAAUCAUUGUCAGCUCAAUUGCCAAGCCGUGUCAAGCGCAAAGACCUCCCCAGUGUCACUAUCCAAGCACCACAGCCAGCCCCGGAACUCGGAAAAUUUACGGAGUUCUUACUAUGCGUAAGGCCUCAGGCCAAUCGGGUUGCUGGCUUGUGGCAACGCUGCCUUUCUUAACUACUCACCAGUAUGGUAUGAUAGUUAGCAGCCCAUAUGAUGAGCUCAUAUUUUUACGUACCGUUAUUGGCAGGUUAUUUAAUGCUACUGCUUUCGAGUGGCUUGCAGAUUUCCUUCUGCUCCAAAUCCUCUGGAUGAGCUCGCACCUGAUGAGAGCCCAGUCACCGCCCCUUGCAUCUGCCCUCUUCAAUUGGGCGCGAAAUUUCCCCAUCCUGAAGUUCUCCCCAGCAUUUUUUCCAGCAUGGCGGGGGUGUCCGAUGGACCGCCACCCCUGUCACAUCUCUAGGCCUGAUGACUGGGUUGUAGCAACGUGGAGAAUUCCGGCAACACUGUUUGAAAUACAUUAUUCGCUCUCUUCUGGUCUGUACCACAAAGGAGACAGGACGAAAAGCUCCUCCUGGGGGGUUGUGUGUUCCAAAGGCCACGAGGCAGUUCUGUCCCACCACCCCCAGCCGGAGCCUGGCCUCAAUCCAACCAAGUUCGAAACCAUUGCAGCCCAGUUUUCCAAUCCCCCUACCGGUUCCUCGUGGAUUGGUGGUGCCUUGUUUUUUAUCCCUUCCACUUCCGCCGGCUUCAAGCCUUGUACCCAAUCGCGCUAUAACAUGUCAACUCCGUCAAAAAAGCGAUGCGGUGUCCUAGGAGCAACCGGCGCAGUGGGAACGCGCUUCAUCCUCCUACUCGAGCAAAGCCCCUUACUCGAACUGGUAGCGGUAGGUGCUUCGGAGAGGUCAGCGGGUAAGAAAUAUCGCGAUGCCGUGCGCUGGAAACAAGCGUCGCCGAUGCCUGCCAGCGUUGCAGACCUGACCGUCCGCCGCUGUGCCCCCUCUGAAUUCUCAGACUGUGAUAUCAUUUUCUCCGGCCUGGAUCCUGUUGCUGCUGGUGAUAUUGAGAUGGCAUUUCUCAAGGCAAACUUUGCUGUCUUUUCCAAUGCGAAGAAUUAUCGACUGGAUCCUAUAGUACCCCUGGUGGUGCCCUUGGUGAACGCGGGGCACAUCGAUGUGAUUCCGGCGCAAAGGAAGCAUUAUGGACUUGACAAGGGACUGAUCGUUUGUAACUCAAAUUGUGCGGUCGUGGGACUGGUAAUUCCGGCCAAGGCACUUAUUCAAAAGUUUGGCCCUAUUGAGUCAGUGAGCAUGGUGACCAUGCAGGCUGUGUCAGGAGCAGGCUAUCCUGGCGUCAGCAGUAAGUACCAUACAUAUAUCGUCACAGUGGUGGGCAGAAUGACCCCUUUCGUCAAUUGUCUUACUGAAUUUUGUGUCAGGCAUGGACAUCUUCGAUAACAUCGUACCCUUCAUCCCUGGCGAGGAGGGCAAGAUCGCCACCGAAUCACGCAAGAUUCUAGGCAAUUUGAACCCAGACCUCGCUGGGUUCAGCGACCAACAACCCCUCCAAGUUUCCGUUGCGUGCAACCGCGUCCCAGUGCUCGACGGCCAUACCGUCUGUGCAUCCUUGCGCUUCGUAAAUCGCCCUGCACCCACCGCGAGCCAGGUCCGCGAUGCGUUGAGAGAGUACAAAUCAGAGGUUCAACUGCUAGGGUGCCCUUCCGCGCCAAGGCAGGCUAUUCAUGUUCUAGAUGAUGUGGACAGGCCGCAGCCCCGCCUCGAUAGAGACACCGAAGCGGGCUAUGCUUGCAGCGUAGGGAGGAUUAGGGAAGAUGAUAGUGGGGUUUUUGACAUUCAGUUCGUUGCUCUCAGUCAUAAUACAGUUCUAGGUGCAUCAGGCAGUAGUAUCUUGAACGCGGAGAGCGCGAUUCUGAAAGGAUAUAUAUAACUUCGUCCGCCCCCUGGGUAGGUUGCUACACCGCGAACGACCUAUUCGUUCGUGGCACAUGCUCUACGCCUGAUCCCCUUAUGCGCUGAGCGACUUUGGUCGCCAACCUCCGUACCACUGUGGACCCUCGAAUUUCAUGAGAGAUCAUGGUGUAAAAUAUCUUCUUAUCCUAGACGUCACAUACAUGUGAAAAAAAAUCUAAGCAAAAAGAAUUUAAUAUAAAAGACCAACGCAGUGUGCUGGGAGUUCAGUGGCUUUUUAAUCUCGGAGCAACUUUAUGUUAUGUUGAUAUUCCUCGAGAAUUGAAAGCAUGCCAGAUGAAAAUUGUGAGGUCGAUUUUUUUUUUUUUUUUUU
This is a messenger RNA of Blastomyces gilchristii SLH14081, 2299 nucleotides long. RefSeq lists its product as hypothetical. Gene Ontology annotation, biological process: L-threonine biosynthetic process. The transcript is spliced from 6 exons. Gene Ontology annotation, molecular function: protein dimerization activity; NAD binding; NADP binding. Bases 1 to 1455 code for a protein of 484 amino acids. The record is from RefSeq and is a predicted model, not a curated record. NCBI's taxonomy places the organism in Eukaryota, Fungi, Ascomycota, Eurotiomycetes, Onygenales, Ajellomycetaceae.